Gryllus bimaculatus (two-spotted cricket) is the source of this 3572-nucleotide messenger RNA. Lineage: Eukaryota; Metazoa; Arthropoda; Insecta; Orthoptera; Gryllidae. The record is from the annotation of a GenBank genome assembly.
AUGCCGAAUUUCGGAGAGAUCCCGCAAAUCAGCGGAUGUCGAGAUUUCGUGAAAGCGGGAGCUGAACAGGGAAUGACACCUUCUGAUGUCAUUCAGGCAGCGGAUAUUACCUUCUCCUGUGUGGCAGAUCCACAGGCGGCGAAAGACAUGGUCUUUGGUAACUGUGGAGUACUUGUGGAGAUCUCAUCAGCAAAAGGCUAUGUUGAAAUGACUGGCAUCGAUGCAGAAACCUCACAAGAUAUUGCAGAGGCCAUCAAUGCCAAGGGUGGACGUUACCUGGAGGCACAGGUACAAGGUAGCAAGGUGCAAGCGGAGGAAGGUACACUUGUCAUCCUGGCAGCCGGCGACCGUUCACUCUUCGAUGAAUGCCAGUCCUGCUUCAAGGCAAUGGGCAAGAACUCCUUCUAUUUGGGUGAGGUGGGUAAUGCUUCUAAGAUGAAUUUAGUUCUGCAGUUGAUGGCUGGUGUAACAUUAGCUGGUCUUGCAGAGGGAAUGGCCCUUGCAGAUCGUGCAGGUUUGCAACAAAAAGAUGUUUUAGAGGUGUUGGAACUGACAUCACUUGCAUGUCCUACAAUUUUGGAUAAAGGCAAAGCAAUAAUUGAUGGAGCAUUUCCAACACAUUUACCUUUGCAACAUAUGCAAAAGGAUCUGAAACUCAGUCUAUACAUGGGGGACCAGUUGGAGCAGCCUCUACCACUCACAGCCUCCACAAAUGAGCUGUUCAAGCAUGCUAAGCGCCUUGGUUAUGGAUCCCAUGAUGCCUCUGCGGUCUACAUUCGGGCGCGUUUCUGAGUACAUUAGGAGCUGCUCGCAACCACAUGAUUUUAUACAGUUUCAGAUGUUCUUUAUGAUGCACUCUUAUCAUUGGCAAAAAUCACCAGUUUUUUUUCAAUUGUGAUGACUUGAAUUGGUUCAACUGCCUAACAGACAGAAGUCAUACAUUAACUUGUAAAGUAUGUGUUAAAAUGAAUCUUUUCUACUGGUUAAGUAGGGAUCAUCAAUGUAAAUUUAAAGUCAUACAUUUUGGAUCAUGUUAUUUCAACUAAAGAAGAGAAAAAGAGUGAGGAACUCUAAAGAAAUGAUUUACUCGAUGUGCAUCUUAUAUUGUUUUAAGAGACGAGUUUCUGUUUGUGACGUGAUAACCACAUUUCUGUUCUCAAAGAAACAGUCAAAAAAAUUGAAUAUUUUUCUCAAUACUGAGAGAGGAUGCAUUUCUUUACCCAACAUCCCUAUUCCUCUGGAGCACUACCACAGUGGAAAUAUCAGCUUGGAGGUGAAUAAGGUUGAAAACAAUUUUAUUAAAAACAUUAUAAAGUGUUUUGCUAGUGUUAAAAGUUUAUUAAUUCAGUGCUGAACCCUUUUCAUGCAAACAUUAAAUUGAUUGCAUUUAUGAUUAAUGUUUUGUCAUGAAAGACAAGUCGCUUAUCUUCUGUAAUGGUAGGUUUCUGUUAAUUGUUGGCAUUAGGACACGUGCAUUAAAUUCACUCAUUUACUGUUAAAUGAGACAAAAAAUUCAUUUUUAUGGGUUUUACCCAUUUUGGUAUUAUGAAUAACUUUAAUGUUGAUGCCAUUUAUCAGAAUGUUUUAAAUGAGUGUGUUAAUUGUUUUGAAAAUUAGUGCUGUUGUUGAAAACUAGUGCUAUGAUCUUCUAAUUAACUGUGUUUGUAUAAAGUUUCUAUUAACGCUCGGUUAGAUUGCCAUAUAAAAUGUAUGACUAUGAUUGUACUUUGUAUAGAUAUUCAGUAAAUGAACAUGGAUUAAUAUUGGUAUUAUAUUUUGUGUGUCUCUGAAAUAUGUAUAUAAAAUGGUGAUUUUGUUUUGCAAUAUGAUUGCAAAAGGUUAAUAUUUGCAUAAUAGUUUUGUUUAUAAUUAUGACUUAGGGCAAACCUAGAAGAUUAUUUUAAAUAUCUUUCCAAAGACUUCUGAGAAAAUACAAAAUGAAAAUGUGUUGUAUGUAAUGUGAUGGCAAUAAUUCUUGUAGUUGGCAAUUGAUCCCACAAUUUAGAUAAAUUCAAGAACCUUGAAAAUUGGCAGCUAAAGAAGUUUUACAUUUGUUAAAUUUUUAUAUUCUCUUAACAUGUAUCUUUUGACAAAUUUCCAAGACUUCUGUUAGAAUGAUAAAAUGUUUUAAAGUGUGCAGGUGGAUGCUGCUUCAAAUGCUUUGACCCCAGAUUAAUUUUGGAGUUAAGAAAUCUUGAGUUCCAAGCAAAUGGGUGAAUUUUUCUUCACCUUGCGAAGUUGUGCAGUCACUUUAUAGAACUUUUAUGUACAGUUUUUGAAAUUCUUAUUUGCUAUCAUCAUGAAGUAGAUACACCAAUUACUUUGCUAUGUCUCUUAAAGAUAAUAGGUGCAGUAUUCAUAUAUUGAAUUCUUAGAAAUGGUGCCUACCUGUAUUCUUAUGAACUUGAGAUACUUCUCUUGAAGUUAUCAAUAAUGGAAUGGUUUAGUGUAAAUGAAAUGAAUCCUACCAUAAAGAUAAGCAACUUGAAAAUAUUUUAUAUGAAGCAUGAAAAGCGUAGGACUGGUUUGUGCCUGGGUCAAGGUGGGUUUACAUUUGGAAGUUGCUUGCCUUUAGAACCCUUCUUUUUGUAGGAAAAUUAUAUUUUAAAUUUUGUAUUUGUUUUAUUUGUGAAAAGUAAAAUAUAACUUUUGAUUCUAUAUCUUGGAAAAAACAUGUUGAAUCCUAUAAUGCAGUGUAAGCGAAUAGAUUUAGUACUUGUUAUCUCUGUAUUUGAGACAACUUUUUUAAGUGUGCAAUGAUUUUAUUAAUUAUACUUUUGCUGGAAAGAAGGAAAUACUGCCUUUUCUUAAUAAUGAAAAUUAUGAAUUUUUGAAAAUGCAACUUUAAUUUGGAAACAUGAUGGAUGUGUUACAGAUCAUAGUUUUUGUAGUAAGAGAUCCCUUUAAAUGUUUUUCAACUUGAUAUUUUUUUUCUCUCUCUCACUCCAAAUUGAGUACAAUGGAGUUUAUAUUAUGUGUUAAAAGAAAUGUUUUGAAGGAUGAAGCUUGCUAAAUAAUAGCAUAAUCAGUUGUCAUUGCAUUUUUUUUCUUUUUCUUUUUUCUCUUUUUUUUUUCAAUUUUUUUUUUUAAAAAUUUAUUUUUAUUUUACAUAGAAAUGGCAAUACAAUGUAACAUUUUUUGAUAGUACAAAGAAAAGCAUAUUUAUGAGCUUGUUAAACUCAAGUGAUGGAAAAGUAUGUUUCAAAGUAAUAUUCAAUAUCUCUGUUCCAUUUUUCUUUCAUUGUACUAUCUGAAGAAGCAUAUGAGGAUCUUAAAACUUUUCAACAUAGAAAUUUUUUGAUCUAAUGUUGAAAAUUACUGCAUUCCAAACAGGCAGUAGCUUCAUGCGAUUUGAAUGUGGGGUGUAGCUGUUCAUGUGCAAGAAUUCAUGAAGUACUUGCACGAGAAAUAUGUAUUUGUUACAUGUAGAGAAAAAUAAUAUGGCAGUAUAACUAUAAAUAAAUAAUAUUUUACCUACAGUUUUGUGAUAUUUACUAUAUUUAGAGAAAUUGUAGCAAAAAUAUCCAUUUUUCUGUGGUAAGUAGGGUGAAACUAUGAAAAUGUUUAGGGAC